Messenger RNA from Aspergillus puulaauensis, 891 nucleotides. RefSeq names its product sucrase/ferredoxin-like domain-containing protein. The coding region runs from base 1 to 891 and encodes 296 amino acids. The transcript is spliced from 2 exons. NCBI's taxonomy places the organism in Eukaryota, Fungi, Ascomycota, Eurotiomycetes, Eurotiales, Aspergillaceae. The record is from RefSeq and is a predicted model, not a curated record.
AUGUUACGGUCACUUCUCUCCGUAACCGGCCUCCAACGCGACAACUACAUUUUCCCCACUGUUGACUUAAAAGAAGAUGGGCCGGACUGCAAGAAAGACUGCGCCGACUGCACAAUAAACUACCCAUCCAAAGUAAAGGUCGAGACCUCGCGACCACUCUACGGCCAUAUCAAAGAGUUCCACACGCACGUCCUAGUUGCGACAGGGCAGUCAGACUGGAAGGAGAAAGUCGAGAAUGAACGUGGGAGCUUAAUGGAAGCUUUCAACGACUCCCAUGGGUCUAAGCAUGGCCGGAUGAUGGUUUCUGCGUCAAAUCUGAGAUCGCCAGAGGACGACGGAGGCAGCGAUACUAAAGGGCACGGAGCUUCCGUUCUUCUUCUGCCGUCAUUUACGUUCGUGGAUUCGGUAGCCACAGGCGAUGUCACAGAGGUUAUUGACCGUUUCAUCGACGCCCCCUUAUCGAAAAGUUCUUCAGAUGCGACAGUCACCCAACUUCCCGACUCCGGAUUGAAAUCCCGGCCGUGUGAAUAUGAUUACGUUGUGCUCCUCUGCUCGCAUAAACGGCGAGACGCACGGUGUGGAAUUACAGCGCCUUUAAUAAAGCGCGAACUCGAACGGCAUCUUCGACCCCUUGGGCUGCAUCGUGACGCAGAUGACGAGCGGCCUGGAGGUGUGGGUAUUUUCUAUGUUUCCCACGUCGGCGGGCAUAAGUUUGCGGCGAACGUAUUAAUCUAUCGCAAGAAAGAGCAGCAGAUGAUUUGGCUAGCGAGAGUUCGGCCUGAACAUUGCGAGGGAGUUGUCAACUAUACGCUUUUGCAGGGGAAGGUGGUGCACCCUGAUUCUCAGUUGCGAGGAGGGUUUGAUCGGCUGAAAGGGUUGACAAGUUGGUGA